This is a messenger RNA of Ostrinia furnacalis (Asian corn borer), 501 nucleotides long. RefSeq lists its product as uncharacterized. Lineage: Eukaryota; Metazoa; Arthropoda; Insecta; Lepidoptera; Crambidae. Bases 41 to 490 code for a protein of 149 amino acids. The record is from RefSeq and is a predicted model, not a curated record. The transcript has 4 exons.
UCGUCGCCAUUACGUGCUCAUAGCUGGCGUGCUGGCAGGCAUGGUGGAGUAUCUCAACAGUGACUGCACGCCACCAGACUACGACCACGAGUUCAUCCCAAUCGUGGACGUCCUGGUCCCGAUAGUGUGGCAGGACCCCCAUGCGGCCGUGGAGAAGCUGGACGGCUUCAUCCAGGAUAUCAAAGACUCCGUCAGAGUUAUUCAAACGCUAGUAGAUUGGCACUGCAUCAAAAUUAAGGACCCAGAACGCUGCAACCGCGUGAUUCAAGCGUACGCCUACAAUGACCCGGACAACCUGGAAGAUUCACUGGACCUGCUGGUUUUGGUGGGUGAGCUGGCGGAGAUUUACGCAAGUAACAACUACGCCAGCGAGGCAUCGAACUACAACUCGGUACGGCUGCUCAUCACGGGCCAGAAGAAGCUGAAGCCUCUAAUAGAAAAGGGUGCAGAGGUCUACAAUCGACUAUAUGGGGAGCAUUGCGUGCCUUAGAAGUGUGCUUC